UUAACUUGUUCACAAAACAUUCUCUUCUAGCUACCAAAAAAUAUGAAACAUCUUAUUACUGUUUGUAUCAUAAUCUUUUGGGUAUGUGCAUACCCAACCAUGUCUCAAAAGCUGCAUGAAGCACAUCAACAAUGGAUGAUGAAAUAUGAACGCACAUACACAAACAGUUCUGAGAUGGAGAAACGUUUUCAGAUAUUUAAGAAUAAUUUAGAACACAUAGAGAAACAUAACAAUGCUGGUAACAAGAGUUAUAAACUUGGCUUAAAUCCAUAUUCCGAUUUAACUAGCCAAGAGUUUAUUGCUUCAUACACUGGACUCAAAAUAUCAAGUCAAAUUUCUUCUUCCAAAAUGGAGUCAAUUCCAAUACUCUUCAACUCAAACGAUGAUGUUCCAACCAACUUUGAUUGGAGACAGCAAGGAGUGGUCACAAAUGUUAAGAAUCAAAACAGUUGUGGAUGUUGUUGGGCUUUUACAGCUGUGGCAGCUGUAGAAGGUAUUGUUAAAAUCAAAACAGGUGAUUUGAUUUCAUUGUCAGAGCAACAACUGGUUGAUUGUGAUAAGCAAAGCCACGGGUGUAAAGGUGGUACUAUUGACUCCGCAUUUGAAUCUAUAGUAAACGAUCAAGGUAUUCUUAGAGAAACUGAUUAUCCAUACAAAGGAGUUGAUACUCAAACUUGCCAACUAAAUGGUCAAAUACAAGCCGGAGCUCAAAUAAAUAGUUAUGCAACCGUAACUCCCAAUGAUGAACAACAACUACUACAAGCUGUGGCGCAACAGCCAGUAUCAGCUGCAAUCUCUGUAGGUGAUGAAUUUAAGAAAUACAUGCACGGGGUUUAUUCAGGAUCAUGUGGAACCGAUUUGAACCAUGCAGUUACAAUAGUUGGUUAUGGAAUAAGUGAAGAAGGGAUCAAGUAUUGGUUGGUUAAGAACUCUUGGGGUGAAAACUGGGGUGAGAAUGGUUACAUGAGGGUGCUCAGAGAAAGUGAUGAAACUGGAGGUCAAUGUGGCAUUGCUAUGCAUGCUUAUUACCCAAUUAUAUACUAGUUUUAUCAUAUUAGUUCUUGUUGUGUCGUUGUAAUAAGUUUCCUAUUAUUAUGUUCUUAGUUUCCUUUCCCUAAAGCACUUGGUUGGCUUCUUAGUGCUUAAUAUACUACUGUAUUGAAACUCUUUCUAGUUACACAGUAGAAAUAAAUUGAAAGAGCGGAUAUCGCACAAAAUACUUACGAUCUCUCAAAUCACAAAGUCUUUUAAGAAUCCUAUCAAUUACCAUAUUCUAAAUGGAAAGUCUUCUAGAAUUAUUACCAA
Messenger RNA from Lathyrus oleraceus (garden pea), 1305 nucleotides. RefSeq names its product zingipain-2. The record is from RefSeq and is a predicted model, not a curated record. NCBI's taxonomy places the organism in Eukaryota, Viridiplantae, Streptophyta, Magnoliopsida, Fabales, Fabaceae. The transcript is spliced from 2 exons. Gene Ontology annotation, molecular function: cysteine-type peptidase activity. Gene Ontology annotation, biological process: proteolysis. The coding region runs from base 43 to 1044 and encodes 333 amino acids.